This is a messenger RNA of Eruca vesicaria subsp. sativa (arugula), 1170 nucleotides long. The record is from the annotation of a GenBank genome assembly. NCBI's taxonomy places the organism in Eukaryota, Viridiplantae, Streptophyta, Magnoliopsida, Brassicales, Brassicaceae.
CUUUGAUGCGCCGUCGCCUUCUUACUCUCUCUCUCGUCUCUCAGAAUCGCUUAAUCCCAAGCAAAAGCUGCUUCCAUCCUACUCUUCUCUUCGUGCUCUCCUUUCUAAUUAGGAUUAAGAAUCAUGUCUGAUGCAAAGGAAGAGAAAGCACAGGUUGCAGCCGACAGAAUCAAAGCUGCUACACUCACUGCUGCCAAAGGACUUAGCCGUACUCAAGCCGAGCGAGCAGCCACAGCUGCUGCUCGUAACGUCAACGCUUAUGGGCAAAAGGAAGAAGGUCCUAGCAGAUGGCAGGAGAAGAGGGAAGCCAAGAGGCAGAUGUAUUUGAUGAGUACUGAGAAAGCUGUUAGGCUUGGUGAAAGGAAAGACAAGUCUAUGUCUGCCUCUGCUGUUGUUGGAGGCGCUUCUCAGUGUCAGAAGUGUUUUCAGACAGGGCAUUGGACUUAUGAGUGUAAGAACGAGAGGGUUUAUGUGUCCAGGCCGUCGAGGACUCAGCAGCUUAAGAAUCCUAAGUUGAGGAUGAAGCCUUCUGUUGAUGAUCUUGAUGGUGAUGAUGAGAAGGUAGAGGUGAUAAAUGGGAAAGAAGAAGAAGGUGAGAGGAGGUCUAAGAGGAAGCACAGGUCGAAGUCUGAGUCUGGGAGUGAUAGUGAAGCCUCUGUGUUUGAGAGUAGUGAUGGAUCUGAAUCAUCUGGUUCAGAGUACAGUUCUUCGUCUGAGUCAGAGGAGGAGAGGAGGAGGAGAAGGAGUAAGAGGAAGAGCAAGAAGAAGCCAAAGCAGAGGAAGGAAAGUAGGAGGAGGAAGAAAUACAGCUCCUCUUCUUCUUCAUCUGAGGAUGAAUCAUCUGAUUCAGAAUCAGAUUCUGAGUCUGAUGAUGACAGAAGAAGCAGUAGAAAGAAGAAGAGUAAGAGGCACAGUAACAACAAACGUCGUUGAUUUUGUUUAAGGAUAAAUCGCAAGUGGAUGAACUUUACAUGAAGAAACACUCACUGCUUCUUUUACUCAAGCUCAACUUUUGAAUUUCAAAGCCAUUUUUAUGGUUUAGUAUUGUUGUAUCACACUGAUUGAUUUGAGGAUCUCCUGUAGUUUCUUUAGCUCUUUAGAGAAAGUUGUAAACCCACAAGAAUAUUUGCACCAUAAAAUUAUCAAUCAAUCAUGUCAACUCCAGAGAUC